Molecule: messenger RNA, 793 nt
Organism: Perca flavescens (yellow perch)
Lineage: Eukaryota; Metazoa; Chordata; Actinopteri; Perciformes; Percidae
Product: mast cell protease 4-like
Biological process (GO): proteolysis
Molecular function (GO): serine-type endopeptidase activity
Source: RefSeq, a predicted model, not a curated record
AUGUGGCGGGAUACUUAUUCGGGAGGACUUUGUUCUAACUGCAGCACACUGCAAAAAUAUGGUCCCCUGACGGUGGUACUUGGAGCACAUGACAUUAGCAAGAAAGAGAAAAGUCAGCAAAGGAUCCAAGUGGCUAAGUACCAUCCACAUCCGAAAUUCAUCACUGAAAAAUAUGAUUAUGAUAUCAUGUUACUAGAGUUAAAAAACAAUGCCACACUGAAUAAAUAUGUCAAGACCAUUGGACUAUCUAAGAAAGAUGGGAAAAUCCCAGCCAACAUUAACUGUGUCGUUGCUGGCUGGGGCCGAACUGGAGUCAAUAAGCCUGACUCAAAAGUACUGAGGGAGACCACGGAGAAGAUGCAAUUCAGCGCUGAGUGCAAAAAUAAAUGGCAAGAAUACUUCUAUGCUGACCGCAUGAUAUGCACCAGAUUUGACAAAAAGAAGGGAGGGGUUUGCCAGGGGGACUCCGGUGGACCACUUAUCUGCAACAGCAAGCCUCAGGGUUUAACAGCUUUUACCUAUAAAUCUGAUUGUAAUGAUCCCCAGUAUCCCCAUGUCUUCACUAAAGUCAAUUUCUUUCUCCCCUGGAUUAAGAAAGUGAUGAAGUGAUUGGGGAACGUUGCAUGAGCCACUAUUCAGGAGGACAAGAAUGUUGUUCUUUCUUCACUUGCUUAUUAAAUAACACAGCAAACAUUUAGAGAAUGUGAAUGAUAGUAGUUUUAGUUUUGAAAAAAAUUAUUCAAGAAACUGGUAUAUGUAAUGUUUUUGCAUGUGAAAUAAACUGAAUGUAUAA